GAAUUUUACAAAUGGAAUAGUACUUCUUCUAAGUGUCGUGAAACAUCAAAGCGAAUUCGACACAAAAGUUAAUUUCCCGCAGCUCAAUAUCGCAAUAGACGAAAUUAAUAACGCCAUGGGAGAUUAUCAUGGCAACGCUCAACAAAAUGUACGCGAGGCAGCGCGUUUAAAUAAAGAUGCUCAAUCAUCUUAUCAUAAAUCGGUUGGCCCGGUAUUCGACUGGUGUGGGGAGGCGAUUGACAAUUUCAACGUUAUCCUUCCCCAUAUAAAAAAAGAAAAAGUGUCAGAUGAAGAUAAGGACUUCAUAUGGAUGCAAACUGUGACUACCAUAAACGAUGGACUCAUCAGAACUUCAAAAUCAUUGAGAAAAUUGAACGAUGUUCAAGUUACAUCAUCCAGAGUGAAGAAUUUACUUGCAACCAUUUUGCAUGACACGCACGAAGAUUUUGGUUCAUACGGAUAUUACGGAAGAAGGAAAAGUGAUAUCCAAGAAGAUAUAGACCAUUAUGUGAAAUGCGUAAACGAGUUAGAUUUUGCGAAAUACAUUCCGAUUGCAAAUAUUGUUGGUUGGAUUCUUGAAUAUUUUAACGAAUCCAGGAAAAAGUUAAGGCAAGCUAAAGAUCAAAAAUGGGAUAUUGAAAACAAGUUUAAUAAAAUCAUACCUAAAAUCAAAAACGCUACUAAAGUAGCAGAAACGUUAGUUAUUCCCUAUUUGGAAGAGGAUAUAACGAACUUGUUUGUCCUUAGGGGCAACGCUGGUAAUGUGGACAACCAAAACCCACUCUUAAAAAUGGAAAGUCAGACUCUCCGGACAUCAUUGGCGGCUCCCAUUCAGGAUUUGAUUAACCAAUGCAGUAAAUACAGGGCGUGGCAUGGGAAAAUUUAGGUCCAUGAAUGCGGCAUUAAUGCGAGCAGUCCUUUCAUUAAACUUGAAAUCAAAAAAUUGUUUCUUUUACUUUUAAUACCUUUUUAUCAAAUAUUGAUUUAAAUAUAUUUUGUAUGAAUUUUUUUUAAUGACAGAAUUUGCUUAAA
Molecule: messenger RNA, 1032 nt
Organism: Drosophila bipectinata
Lineage: Eukaryota; Metazoa; Arthropoda; Insecta; Diptera; Drosophilidae
Source: RefSeq, a predicted model, not a curated record